UAUACGAAAACGUUAAGACUGAUAAUAAUUGAAUGACCUUGCUACUUUGUUGUGCGACCCAUAUAAUUUAUGUCAAGAGCGUUGGUUUUGUUUUCGUCUUACUUUAUUCCUCAGCUAGUAAAGGAUAAUGGACCUUACCUUGUCUCAUUACUCUCAUGACUCAUAUCUGAAGACACUAUAACUAAAAGGGCAAAACCCAUGAAAAUGUGAAAGUGUUCGACCGGCGGAUGAAUACAGCCUGUAAUAACAACCUAUACGAUUGGUGACUGCCCAUAUAUCUACGGGCAGCGCCUCUCUGCAAGUAGCCUCGAUGGCGGCAACAGUUUUGUGUACAUUCUAUUACUGGUACUCCUUCUUGGAAUGUUUCCAAACAUUAUGAGGCUAACGUUGGCACGUCAUCAGACGUAGGCCCUGUUGAUCAGUGCCAAGAACAUAUCGAACUACCCGGCCUCAGCCAUACUUCCCACUCCUGGGAGUAACGGGGAGAGGGCCCGUCCUCCUAAGGGAAUUAGGUUGAGAUCAACUCAUUUGAGAUUCUCUCUGAUGCUCGAUUAUACAGCCAACAGAGUAAAAUGGCUGAAGUUGGCGGGAAGCAGGCCACGAGAAGUCAAAGUCAUGACUCAGACGACAUCCUGUGGCGGCUGGCAGGUGAGCUUGGAGUGAGCUGGAAGACGAUUGGUCGGUACAUCGGCUUUAGCGAAGCGACACUACAGUAUCUGCAAAUGAAUAAUCCCACGGAUGCUCAUGAGAGGGCGUACCAAAUGCUGCUGCAGUGGAAGAACAAAACAGUCCCGUCUGAGCGUGAGGAGCUACUGCGUGAAGCAGUUAAGGAAGCAGGAAGACGAGAUCUGAUGCCUUUCGUUAACAACAUCACAGGUCAGCGGACAUCUCUUAGAAGCGCUGCUAAGAAUGUAGAGUUCGACAAGCAAUAUUUCAUCAAAACACUAAAGAACUUUGUCAGCUUGAAGUUGAGCAAGGUCCCCCUUGUUCCAUGGAUCACCACCGGAUGCAUUCUUAUCGAUAAUGUUUUCACCAAUGUCCAACUCCUCAUCAGCAUUAUGGACGCGUAUUUCCCCAUUAGAGUUCCCCUCAAGUCGUACAAUGCCAUCUUCAGGGACAUUAACUAUGAAGCUGACGAACUCAUUGACUACUGUGGCAAGCGUGUACUGAUAAGGGGUCGGACUGGAAGUGGGAAAACAACCUUAUUGACCAAGUACGCCUACGAUUGGAGCACUGGUAAGCCUGAAGCGUUGCUGCGCAACUACGACGUCGUACUCUUUCUGCCCAUGCGCAAGCUGGAUCAACACAGCGAUCUUGGUCCAGCGGUACUAGAUCAGAUGCUUCCAAAUGAGCGUCGCAUCACCCCAGCUGCAAUUGAGUAGUAUUGUGAAGACUAUCCCGACGAAGUGGUCAUCCUCUUGGAUGGAUAUGAUGAAUUCAAGGGAAAAGGUCUUGACCAAGAAGAUUGUGGUAACAUCGUGAAAAUGCUCCGAGGUGAAUGGCUGACUGAAUGUCGUGUUGUUGUUACCACUCGGCCAGGACGUGUGGAUGAUUUCAAGGACGACUAUGAGAGCUACCGGCAUCUGGAAAUAACAGGUAUCACCUCUAAAGACAUUGAUGACUAUGUCCACAAAAUUUUUAGGGGUAAGAACAAACCACUGGGAGACAAGUUGCUGGCGUACCUCAAAGAUAAUCAUUUGAAGGAAGAGUUCGCUUCCAUUCCACUCAUGCUGACCGCAUUGUGUCAGUUGACUAAGUUAACUAGAGGGAAGAAAUUUGACGAAUUGACCACCAUCAGCAAAUUGUUCGAUACCCUCAUUGAAUGUGUAUUCAUACACGAAAACAGUAAAACGGCCAAGAAGAGGUCUUCGUCAGGAGAUACCGUAUCAGAGGUAUUCGAACCAGAGGAAUUGGUUCUUGAGCUGGGGAAGGUCGGACUGGAGGGCUUUCUUGGCGGGGUCGCAGAGGAGCUGAUCUUCUCCGAAGAAGACUUUUACCGUUGCUCCAAUCAAGUAAAAGUCUUGGAGCAAGGUUUACGGAUUGGGUUUCUUUCAAGGGACGCUGAUUCGAGCAUUCGACCACAGACUUACCAAGAACUCCAAAUAAAAGGUCACAAACCUUCAACCAAGCGAGACAUUUCUUUCAUCCUAAAGAGCAUUCAAGAAAAAUGUGCAGGGAAGUAUCUGGCACAUUUGCUGGAAGGUGGCAACGAAGACUCGUUCACAAAUUAUCUUCAAAAGGUCAACACCGACCUGCGUGUUUUGGACUACACUAACAUUCUAGUCUUUGCAAGUGCUUCUAGCAUUGAGGCUGCUCGGCGCAUUUUGCCACAUGUGAUUGGUUUACUCAGGGACACGCAAGGCCAAAACAUCUCACUGUACUUGAGCGGGAAGCUGCACUUCAAGCAUUGUCAGAAAAUACAACGUCUAAUCGAAACGUGCCUCCAGCUGAACUUCGAGAGCAAGAGUGAAGGUCAUUUCAACCAUCUGUUUAACUCUCUCUUUGGUGACAGCAGUUGCGUUCGUUUGGUUGGUAUGUCUACCUAUGUGGCUAAAGCUCUUGGCUAUCUUUUUGGCCAUAGUCGCCCAAACACAUCCCGCCAAGAUACAAGCGAGGAAUACUAUCCACCCGAAGGAAUGCAGUGUCUGUCUGUCAAGAGGCUUCAAUUGAUCUGCAUCAAGUUGGACAUUGGUAGACAGUUUCGAGAAUUUCUGAAUUGUUAUCCUGGUACCGAGGAAGAAAUCAGCAACUUCAUGAGAGACAGUUUGAAGAAUGAAAUUAACAUCUCGAGCAUCCGGAGUCAGCUACAGACAAGCGGGCAGAAUAUUCCAAGAUACCUCGACGAUCGUCCAGACCUGGACUUUGUCGCAGUAGCUCCCAUAUGGCAGGAGUUGAGUAAACAUCAAGUAAACGAGUUCAGUUUCAGGUUUGUCCUAUCUGGCUUGAAGGAGUCUUCGCUGGACGAACUGACCUUGAACGGAGUGACUGCAAAACGAGAGGACUGGGGCGACUUGCUCAAGAUGAUUGAAGACGGCGAAUUCUCCAAGAUGAUGAGGCUGACACUAAGUUUGAACGGUCUCACAUUCGAACAAACAGCCCACCUUGCGACCGCUCUGAAGGCGACACCAAUCCUGAAAGAACUGAAGGUUUCCGGAAAUGAGUUGGGAGAAGGGUUUGCUGAAAACCUGCCGAAGAUUCCGCAGCUCCAAAGUGUUGUUUUAGACAAACUAGAGUUGCCGUCCGGAGCGAUGGUUGCAUUCAUUCAGAAACUUCUUGAUCAGUACCCUUACCUCCAGAAACUAGAUCUGCGGCGGAAUGAGAACACUGACGAUGAUGCUAUUCAAGCUAUUUGUGACAAUAUGAAAUGCUGGCAAAACUGGAAGGAAUUAAGACUUUCGCUGUACAAGGUUAGCGAAGUUGGGCUCGACAACCUCCAGAGAUCCAUCCGAUCGGCCGAUGGUUUGACUCAUCUCAAUCUUGUGCACUCUCCAAUCCCAGUCAAGGUAAUUCAGUAUUGUACCUCGGCGUUAUCAAGCCUACCUCAGCUGGUUGACCUGAGAAUAUCGGGCAUCCCGACAACCAUCUCUGAAGAAGACUCAUCUUGCACUGCGCAUACCGUGGAGGCAUUUACGAGUGAAAUCCACAAGCUGCAACAUCUGAGCUUUCUAAGCAUCCUCUACACGAAGAUGGAACCAAGGGCCUUCAUUGGAAUGCUCAACGGUUGUCGGGAACACUCCCCUCUCAAGACAUUCAGGUUUUCCCGCCCCUGUUUGCCAUCGGAUCCUGAUGUUCAGACUGCAUGCAAAGAAGCAGAAACCACAUUUCUCCGACUGUGGGUGUAAUAGCUCCGUUUGAUUCAAACUAUGGGACAGAGAGCACCCCCGCUUUUGUGUUGGUCAUUGUUAUACUGGUAUCUCAGGAAUUCUUUUCCGACAUCUAGAGGGAUGUGUUAAUUAACAAUAGGCUGGAGCGUGUAUAGGAUUGGACUUGUUUAGGGGGUAUCCCUCUGUUCCAUUUCCUAGCUACCAUGCCUAGCUACGUAUGCUCAAGCAUAGAGGAAGGAUACUGGAGUUUGACUGCCCGGGCUAUAACAUCUGGCCAAUUACCGUUAUUGGCAUGCCCGGUAUGCCCAUAGCUAGAGCGCAGCGAAUGCUUGCUACGCACCAUCUGUUUCACAACCACAAGACCCCUUUGUACCCUAUGAUCACCGCCG
Messenger RNA from Acanthaster planci (crown-of-thorns starfish), 4213 nucleotides. RefSeq names its product NLR family CARD domain-containing protein 4-like. Gene Ontology annotation, biological process: signal transduction. Gene Ontology annotation, molecular function: protein binding; ATP hydrolysis activity. The record is from RefSeq and is a predicted model, not a curated record. NCBI's taxonomy places the organism in Eukaryota, Metazoa, Echinodermata, Asteroidea, Valvatida, Acanthasteridae.